Ustilaginoidea virens is the source of this 2325-nucleotide messenger RNA. RefSeq lists its product as uncharacterized. The record is from RefSeq and is a predicted model, not a curated record. The transcript has a single exon. Bases 1 to 2325 code for a protein of 774 amino acids. NCBI's taxonomy places the organism in Eukaryota, Fungi, Ascomycota, Sordariomycetes, Hypocreales, Clavicipitaceae.
AUGGCUCUUCCGUUCAACGUCGACGCCGUCAAGCGCAACGCCCGAGCCUACGGCUUCAGCACGCAGCAGUCGGCCACGUUCGCGCACCUGGCCGUCGCCAAGCUCCGCGACCUGCACGCGGCGUCCAACCAGCCCGUGCCGCUUGAGCGCAUCGCCGAAGCCAUCAAGCUCCAUGCCUGCCAGGAAGUAGAGCGCGAGAGGGCCAUCAGGCCAGAGGUUCGGCAGCGGGGCAUCUCCAUCAUGGACGACAUGGAGGAAGAGCUGCGCCUGCUCGACCACGUGGCCAACAUCCGAACCACGAUCGUCGUGGAGGAGCGCGGCGGCUCGCGGGCCAGACGGUUCCAGUUUGACGGCGACGGCCUCGACGCGUACUUUGGCAAGAAGGAUCCGUACAGCUCCUCGCACCGGGACAUGCAGCAGACGCUCUCCCUGCAGCAGCAGCAGCAUCAACGCAGAGACAUCAUCACGGCGCUCUGCGCGCGGAUCGAGCUGGCCGUCGAGCUGGGCAAAUGGCUGGGCCCUCGCGACAUUGUCAACCUGUACGCCACGAGCAGGACGUUCCACAACGCCGUCAACGAGCACCUGCUGUCCAGCAUCCGCGCGUGGAUCGCGCACCGGGCCCCCGAGGCUGGCCGCCUAUUCAAGUUCAACCUCUACAGGCGCCACCUGGUCCCGGAUCCGGCGGGGAGGACGUGGCAGACGCACUACGCCGGCACCGAGACGCAAACGAGCAUGCCCCAGCUGAUGCGGCGGAUCCGCACCGUCCCGGGGCUGCGCUACCUGCAGCUGGUGCUGGGCAGGGAUCGGCACUGCCGGGAGAUUCUGGCCGUCAUGGCCAGGAACGGCCUCCUGAUGCCCAAGACGAUGCACCACACCCUGCUGAGGCUGUGGCUCCUGAUGGACAUAGCCACGAGCGGGCAGCGGCAGGCGCUCCUCCGAAACCAGGACAUGUGGACGGACGAGCACCUGUACAACGCGCAGAUGUUCCUGGUGAAGCUCUCCAUGCUGUUCAACGACCCCAUCUACGGGCCCAUGACCAACGAGCUCCUGCGCGUGACCAUGGGCCAAAAGGGCCUGUACCCGCUGUGGCAGCUGCUCCUCCGCAAGAGGUUCACCAACGUGGCCGAGAUUGUCGAGCUCCAGGUGCGCUACGACUGGGAGCCGCCCCGCCAGCUGUACGCCGCGGCCGGCUCCCGCCCGGACGAGGCCGUCGUCAUCCACGGCGUGCCGCUGCAGGAAGUCGGCAGGGACCACCUGGAGGGCUGGGGGCUGGGCGAGGCGCACCUCCUGCGGCCGGACGAGCUCAUCCCGCUCGAGGCCGUGGCGCGAGGGCUCGAGCUCGACAGCCACCUCAUGUACAUGAUGACGUGGGGCUACGUCGACUUCGAGACGGGCGACAACGUGGUCCCCUCGGAGGACGACGUGCACAUGUCGGACGAGGAGGACGCGCUCGGGCACGCCGACACCAGCGGCCACUGGAAGAGGAAGCACGCGCUGAAGAAGAGGUUCGGGGCGCUCUCGCCCGAGUCGCAGCGGCAGAUUAUGCAGGACGACGAGGACGACCGCCUCAAGGCGCUCGCCUGGACGGGCGACACGACCGACUACUACUGCUGCCACGACGGCGGCGACGGCGCAGACGACGCAGACGACGCAGACGCCCGCGAGGCGUACUCGCUCGAGGACGAAAUCACGCGCGGCUUCAUCGUCAACCGCCAGGACGGGACGGGGCCCGCGCCCCCCGCCAGCAGCAGCGACCGCGUCGCCUGGCAAGGCUUUGUCGACCAGGCGCUGGCCAACGUGCCGGCCGACCUGGGCGACGAGCAGGCCCUCGGCGCGCAAGCGUGGCAGAACUACCACAACGACGAGCUGUACAACGACUGGGACUGGCAGACGUGGCUGCGGCAGGAGGAGCAGGGCCAGGGCGCGCGCGACAGCGGCCCCUGGACGUGGGAGGCACCGCCGCACGAGGAAGCCGGAGCGCAGGCUCCCGCACACCCCUCGGGCGACGGCGACGGCGACGGCGACGGCGACUCGGACGACACCGUCAUCCUCGACCGCCUCGUUGACGACGGCAACGACCACGACCGCGACCGCGACCACGACGGCAACGACCACGACGGGCCGCACCGCCAGCUGUGCAGCGAGCUCGCCGACUAUUUCGCCGCCGACGCGGACAACCCCGUCCCGGGCGAGCAGCUCAAGGCCCUGCUGGCCGAGCACUGCCCCCAGGUCCUGUCUGGCGCCGAGUACCCAGCCGACGCGGGCGAGGCCUGCAGGCCGUCGUCACCAGGAGACCCAGGCUGGGGGCACGUCCUGACAGAGUGA